This is a messenger RNA of Protopolystoma xenopodis, 342 nucleotides long. The record is from the annotation of a GenBank genome assembly. NCBI's taxonomy places the organism in Eukaryota, Metazoa, Platyhelminthes, Monogenea, Polystomatidea, Polystomatidae.
AUGCGUUCCAGCUCUCACGAUGUCCGUCAUAUGAGGGACGCUUUCUCAUAUACUCCUUCAAGAUUCGUUCUGCUCUUCACUCAGCAGCAGAGCAGAUCGGAUUAUUCGAUUAACGGAAAUUGUGGUUGGGGUAAAGGCCACAAGCGCAAGGCCAACCCGGGCCCUUGGUUUCUCCGGUUCCAUUGCCAUUUUCCUGAUUCACAGGUCACUGGCGCCAGUUGCUACCGCCCUGGCAUCUACCCGAAAACUCCACCCCAGUGGACUCCAUGUGGAGUUUUCCGGCUCUUCCCUGCCUGCCUAAGUGUUACACACUCGAGCAUUGCAGUCGAUCGGGAGCAGUGA